Messenger RNA from Erigeron canadensis, 414 nucleotides. Its product is annotated as egg cell-secreted protein 1.2-like. The coding region runs from base 1 to 414 and encodes 137 amino acids. The record is from RefSeq and is a predicted model, not a curated record. NCBI's taxonomy places the organism in Eukaryota, Viridiplantae, Streptophyta, Magnoliopsida, Asterales, Asteraceae. Gene Ontology annotation, biological process: double fertilization forming a zygote and endosperm. The transcript has a single exon.
AUGUCGAUGUUGGUUCACACUAGGCCCUUAACCAACACAUCAACCAUCGACAUACCAUCUUUAAUGUCACUACUCAAACUUGAUGGUCAAGACGGUGGCUCACCAGGGUGUUGGGACACAGUGUUUGAACUCCAAGCGUGUACCGGGGAAAUGAUACUUUUCUUUAUAAAUGGUGAGACUUAUUUAGGAAGGGAUUGUUGUAGAGCGAUCCAAAAAAGUGAAAAGCUUUGUUGGCCUUCUUUGAUGAGAUCACUUGGUUUCACUUCUAAAGAAGAUGAUAUAUUACAUGGUUAUUGUGAUGUUUCAGAUAAUGGUGAUGUUCCAACAACAAUGCCUCCUCCACGAACAUCCUCGCCUCCUCCACGAACCGCAACACCUCCACCGGCAUCUACCAAUGCCACCGGCCAUUCAUAA